AUGAUGGAGCUCACAGCUUGUGCUUUUAUUUUAAUACUUAUAAGCUUAGUGACAGCUACCCCUUAUGGAUAUGGUGUCAAAGGCGGCGCAGGCACAUCUAGUAAAGCCGAAUCCAGCGCCGUAGCAGGUUCUUUUGGAAAUCAGGGUGAAAUACCAGUAGGUGUACCGUUCGGAAGUGCCUUCUCAGGGAGUUUUUCAAAAUCUUCCUCCUCCAGUGCUUCUUCAUCGAGUGCUAGCUCUAGUUCUAGCUCUGGCUCAUUUAGCUAUAAUAGCUCUGGUCGCGGAAGCUUUUCAAGUCCAGAUACGAAAGGCAAUGCAGGAUGUACAUCUGGAAUUUGUCAAAAUACUGGGCAUCAGGGGUCCAGUGCUGACUUUAAUGGUUACGACAUUGCUAAUUCUGCCGCUGUAGCAGGUUCUGGUGGUACAACCAGAGUUAGUUGCCAAGGGUCUCAAUGCAAUGGCAGCAGUGACAAGUGUUUAUCGGGACAGUGUCAAUCGACAGAACCUUCUAUUACUGGCUAUGAUUCAGGCAACAAAUGCUCUUCGGGAAAAUGUGGCCCUACUUCACCAUCGGGUUAUUCGGCAUCUCAAUUUGAUGAAUCUGAUGACAUACACUUUGUGCCUCACUCAUCCAAAUCGAUUCAUGACUCAAAAAACUACUCGUUCAAUGAUAAAACAGCGGGAUACAGUGCUGGUUCUAAUUGCCAACAUGGGAAUUGCGGCCCAUCUGCUAUUAGUACCCAGCCUACAGUUGCUCAUGGUUCAUCCAACUCUUACCCAGCUAACUCGAAUUCUGAAGUCAGACCUGGUUAUAAUUUACCAGUUACACAUCUGGAAACUCCUAACGCAAAUUCCGGUUGUAAUCCAGGGAUUUGCCAAACAGGUCACGACAGUUCACCUACAAGUUACAGUGUUCCUAUUCACGGUUCUUCAUCGGGUUGCAAUGCACCAGGUUGUUCCCGCGACUUUUCUUCACCAGGUGUUAAUCCUCAGAUACAGUACGAUAGUAAAAAAGACGACGCGUCUGAGAAAAAAUUGCCAAUGUAUACUGGUGGUUUUGGAGGACCUGCUGGAAUGCUUAAACCCAAUGAAUUCAAUAUUCCUAUAUCUACAACAAGUAGUCCUGUACAUUUAGCAAAUCCAAUGUACAAUACGCCAUCAAUUUUGUUACCAGGCUGCCAAACGUCCAACUGCAUUGGAUCUCCGACAAUUGCAGUGAGUGGUACAUCAACUACUGCUCAGUCAGGAUCAUAUAGUGGAAGCGUAACCGCAUCUAACAAUAAACCAAUAUAUACCGGUGGCUUUGGCGGUCCCCCUGGUAUGCUGAAGCCUGAUGAAUAUGAUAUAAAGGUACCAGUACAUUCCUCAACUCCAUCAUAUAGCAACCACUCACCUAGACCAUCUGCAGUUUGCGCAACCCCGAAUUGCGAAGGAUAUGCUACUAAACCAAUUUCAGAAUCUUCUAGUGAACUUCCAGUUUAUACUGGUGGCUUUGGAGGUCCUCCUGGAGUUUUAAACCCUAAUGUCGUCAAUGUUCCGUACAGUACUCCUAAUACUCAUACUUUUGGUGCGGGUGACACAACCCCUCAAGCGUCUUUUGGAGUACCUAACCCAGUCACUGUACCAAAUCUGGAUUCUGGAUCUACGAAUAAUUAUAGACCUAUUGGAGUAACAUAUCCUGGUGCUCCGGCGGUAGCACCAAUUAUUCCAAGUUAUCCCAUAACACAACCACUGCAUUCAACUGGCAUUUCUACUCCUGAAUGUAAAACAGGGAAUUGCGCCGCUUAUCCUGGUAGUGUUCCUGUUGUUACUGCUCCUUCUGGAUCAUAUGGAAAUUUUGAAGGCUGUAAAGCAGGAAAUUGCGCUAGCUAUCCCGUUACUGCAGUUAACGUUAAUACUCCUACUGGAACCCAUGGCAACUCUGAGAUUUGUAAAACCGGACACUGCGCUGGUCUUCCUACUAGUGGAUAUUAUGAUAAAAGUGAAGCUGAUACUAAUAGUUCAUCUGGGUUAUAUGGACAUCCUACUGGAUGUAAAACAGGAAAUUGUGCUGUUCCUAAUGCAGUCCCGUCUAGACCGCAUGGUGUUGCCUAUCCAAAUAAUAACUUAAAACCAUCUAUUCCCGAAUACACAGCUGUUUCUGGAGGACCUUCUGAUACAAAUGUGCCCAGCGGUAGCGGUUCUAUCAAGUGCAAAACUUCAAACUGCGCCGAUUCUCUAUCAGCAAAUAGUGGUGUUAACGCUCAAUCUGGAUUUGAUUUUAAAUCAAAGGAACAACUUCCAGUUUAUACAGGUGGUUUUGGGGGACCUUCAGGUUUAUUAAAACCUAAUGAUUAUUCAAAGCCUGAUGUCACCGCAAUACCUAAUAAACCUGUACCAGGCCUAACAAUUCCUGUUACAUGCUCCUCUGGCAAUUGUAAUCCAAAAGAAGUAUUACCAUCGUCCAGUGGGCACAAUAUUGGUUUGAAUGGCGCUCAUGCUAUAGCUUCGAGCUCAGCUCAUGCAGUCGCUUAUUCAGGAGGAUUUGGUGGACCGCCCGGGUUUCUAACACCGUACGACAAUGGAAAGUUGGAUCUAACAAAAGUCACCGAUGGACAAAAUCAAGGAACGCACUAUAGUGGGGGAAAUGCGCUGGAUACUAAUAGUGCUAGACCCACAGGAACUUGGUCAAAUACAGGAUCUCAAGGUGGUAGUGUGGUUGGUACAACUGUUGUUUCGGGAUCGACAGCAAAUGCAAAUACUGGUACGUUUGAUUAUAACACUCAAGGCAAUGGAGUAAAAGGGGGCAGUCCGUGCGGUGAGGGAUGUGUUGGUAGUCAUCAAAACAAUUUACAAAGCAGUGGAAGUUAUUCAGCGGCUGGAGCAAGAAGUCUUUCAAGUUCAGAUGCUCUUGGAGUUGGAGGGAGCUUUGCCAGUAGUUCAGCUAGUGCACAUUCGUCAGCUGCAGCUUACAGAAAAGGAGGUUAUGGGAAACGAUAA
Molecule: messenger RNA, 2979 nt
Organism: Arctia plantaginis
Lineage: Eukaryota; Metazoa; Arthropoda; Insecta; Lepidoptera; Erebidae
Source: the annotation of a GenBank genome assembly